AUGAAACCAACGAACAAAGCACAGGACGAUGAUGCGGUUUUCGCGCUGAGCACCGAAGUUAAUCACAAGUUAGACUUGCACCAGUCCUCGGCAGAGGCACUGCGUCUUGCUGGCGUCUACACACGUCAAAGUUGUGUCCUCGACCUGUACCACGGCUACCGAUCGGAUGACGAGGACACCGAACCGGACGAAGAGGAUGGACGGCUGCAGACAGUUCGUGAGUACCACGAGAACGGCAUGCUGAAGCUGAUGCGGACCUUCGUGCGACGCCUUCGUCGGGACGCCACAGACCCCACCGCUGAGUCAUCCUACUACGACCGCGUAGUUGAAGAGAAGCACUACGAUCCAAGUGGGAUAUGUAGGGUUGACAUGCACUUUGCACUUGGCCAGCCGUACCUUUACCGCAAACACUACUACCCGAAUAAUCGUCUCAAGUCGGAGAAAGUCUUCUUUGUCGAGGACGAAGAGACCAUGCGCGCUCGCAAAGUGGGUCACUGGCGUACUUACUACGAAAACGGUAAUAUUCAGAGUGAGAUCAUCUAUAACAAAGAUGGGGUUCGUUGCGGCUUCUGCAAACGCUACGCGAUUGACGGCGCGAUUGAGUGGGUGAAGGACUACACCCGGGAACAGGAAGAGCGGCUGCAGGCCUUCAACGCCAAGCGAGGUAAUCUGGAUCUGACUGUAACCGACGCGGCUCGAGUACUCGGUCUUGAGGGUGACUGGUGCUCGCACGUUGUCAAUCGAACUUUCCGCAGCAAAUGUGCACCGCUGCACCCAGACUGGCGUCGAACCGCUGGCGAUAAGGCCGGCGAGACCUGGGAGGAGGAGCAGCGCACGGAGGCGUUUAUUCGUCUGUCGCGGGCAAGAGAAGUUCUGCUAAAGUUUCUGGAGACCCAUCCGCGUGAAUGUUCAUGCGAAAGGGGUGGUGCGUGA
Cyanidioschyzon merolae strain 10D is the source of this 933-nucleotide messenger RNA. RefSeq lists its product as hypothetical. NCBI's taxonomy places the organism in Eukaryota, Rhodophyta, Bangiophyceae, Cyanidiales, Cyanidiaceae. The coding region runs from base 1 to 933 and encodes 310 amino acids. The record is from RefSeq and is a predicted model, not a curated record. The transcript has a single exon.